CGGCAGCAGCGGCAUCGAAAACGAGCCUUUGAAUGCUCGGAGUUCGCAGCAUCUUCUGAACGAAUUUCAGUCGAGUUUAAGCAGCCGAACGCGGCGGAUGGUAAAACGGAAAACGGAAACGAACUAAAAAACGGGCGAGUAAUUGAAUGAAACUAAUGGUAGUAAAUAUUUAGUAUGACAAAAAGGAUUCAAGUUAAUAUAUGAAAACAACAACAACGAGAAGGUGAAUGCCUGAGGGUAGGAUUGCUAAUAGGUGAGCAUUCAUGCGUACGGGUUUGAGUUGGUAUUUGUGUGCGUUCAUAUAAAACGGAAAUGCUUUCGGCGCCAUCUUGAAUUUCCUUUUGUGCGUUAGUUAAAUUUAAAAAAAGUGUGUAUUAGAAAGUGAAUAGCGGGGAAAAAGAGACUAUAACGGUGUCUACCACAAAAGAACAUACUUUUAUUAGCAUCAACUAUCAAUAAAAAACGGCAAUUAAGUGAGUAGUGACGCAAGUUGCACCAAUCAAAGUGUGAACCAAUUGUCGCUGCACGCGAAUUCAAUAUGGCUGAUGUUUUGGAAAAUUUUCAAAAAAACAAACCUAGAGUGUAAAAUAGAAAUCAAAUCUGCGUAUAACUAGAAGAGAAUAAAUUGCGAAAUAUCAAGUGAAAAUUGCAAAAAUUUUAAAUCUCUAACGUAAAAUCGAUAAUUUAACUGAAAGUCUGACAAAACGUGCGCAAGAUGUUGAGCAUGUCGCAUACGCCGUUUCAAACAAUAGCCGCCAAAAAACGAUUUCCUUUACGAUUGCGUACAUUCCGCAGCGGAAGCGGAUAUGGCCGAAGGAACCUGCUCAGUUGCACCCACUACACAUUGCUGCUGGCCACUGCUAUCUUAGUUUUAAUCAGUCAUGCCAAGAGCGCACUACUCUAUGACAAUAACAACAACGGUAACAAUAGCAUUAAUAUUAACAGCAAUGCUGCAUCAAAAUAUGCUACCGAGAUGCCUCCGCUAGAGGCCACUCAAACAAUGCCACAGCGCACAGAAUUUGCGCCAUUGUCCGAGAAAGUGGGGGAAACGGAAAAGUUGUUGCAACAGCAGGAAGAUGUCGUAAUUCCUGUGGACACUGUGGUCGUGGAGCAAUCUAUGGAUGAGCGUCUGCACAAUAGCAAUUCAUAUAAUCAUAAACAACGACAGGAGCAGGAGCACCAUCAACUCAAUCAGCAGCGGGAACGAGUUGAGCAACAGUCGCAAUCGCAACACCAGCAUAGCCACACGUAUCACCAUCAUAAUAAGCAUCAUCAUCAGCAACAGCAACAACAUCAGCACCAUCAUCAUCAUCACCACCAACAACAGCAGCAGCAGCAACAAGCAUUGUUCGAGUCACAAAUUAACACGCAGCCUCAGACUCAGCCACAACCGCAAAAGCCAUUUGAAACAUUCGAGAAGGUACAGCACGAACCGGAAGUGGGGCAACGGAAGCUGCACGCCCACCACCAUGGUCACAACAUGUUGCCCGGACCACAUCGGGGCGUCAGCGCCAAGCGCCACUACCACAGCAAAUACACCAUUGAGGAGCUGUUGAAUAUGAAAGUACAGCAUCGACUCUCCGAUGAUAUCGACAUGGACCCAUGCAAAGCAGGUGGUUUUAUGGGAGAUAUCGCCUUGCCCGACAUUAAUUAUGACGGUGACCCAAUUGUGGCGCGCACUCUGAUUAUACCCAUAGAAGCCGGAUCACAUGACAACGAAGACGACGACGAAAUCACCGGUAGUGAGGAUAGUGAAAGCUUGCCUAAACGAAAUAUGAAUGAAAAGGAUACCGCCUGGGAAUGGCAAUCGGAUGCACCAGCUGACAGGCUGACAAUCGUUGAAAAAGUUGCACCCGCUACUAAAUUCAAUGCAUCUUUCCAACAAGAAUUGGAGAUACUUAAACAGGAAGUUUAUCACGAAGGCUUGCAAGUGGAGGAGGAGGGUCUGACACAUAUUAUACGCAAGAAAACCAAACUACCGAGUUCACGUUAUGACUACAACAACAAUAAAAAUGAACGUAACCGCAAUGAUGCAGCUUUGUCGGCCAAUGAACCGGUAAAACCCACAAGUUUUUCGUUAAACACCGACUAUUUGAUGAAAAACUUAAAAAAUGAAGUUAUCAGUAGCAAUAACAACAACGACAACGGCCAACGCUACAAACCGAACCCCAUUUACCAUCCAGUUGACGGUUCAUUUUUUGAUUCCAAGCCAGCUACGCGCGGAAAAUCCGCAAAUACGGACACGAAUGAAACACAACCGCUAGGUGCGCAUCAACAACAACUACGGCAGCGCGCUCUUAGCAGCGGUGGUGGUGGUGGAAUGCACACACGUCCAGGAAAAGCCACAACUUUUGAUGCAAACGGAAAAGUAGAGUCGAUUGCUUUACACCGCAGUGGGGAGUAUUUCGGACCAGCAGUGAGUAGCGUCGAUAGCAAUGGCGCAGGUGGACCUUUCGGACGCACACCGAUUGAGAAAGCAGUCGAGGUAGAGAAGCAACGUAAAGCCGCAGCAGCCAUAAAUAAUCGCAAUGUUGAUCAACGAAAAAUUCAAUCGAAUACGAAGGACAUUGAAAUGGAUUCAGGUAACAAUUUCGUGGCCGAACGUCGCAUGGUCAUACUGCCGACAUCGGUACCUACGCAACGCUCAACAAUGCCGAAUGUUUACAGUAAUUCGGGUGGUAAUGGCAUGAAGCUUGAUGAUGUGGAUUUUUUGCAUGCUGAGGGUGCAGUACGACGACGACAUCGCCGUGGGCGCAAGCAUAGACGCAGCUCAGAAAUGCGACAUGCAGACUUUAAUGCGAAGCUGGAACGCCUAAAGGAAGAACUCAAUCGGCCAGUGCAUACCAUUCACGAUUAUCCAGCGCAAGUACGCCACCAGCGGCCAACACACAACGUGGGCGGCCACCAUGGCGCCAACCACAAAACACAUAACAAGAAGCAAACAACGAAAAUUGGAGUAACAGCAACAGCAACACCUGGAGCAGUUAAAACCGAAUUCGCCAAUGAACGACCGCUGGAACACGAGUACGGAAAGCACAAGCAACAGCUGGUGCCAGAACCGCAACAGCACCAUCAACGCCACCAUCAAUGGAUGCCAGCGUUGCAAAUGGAGCAAAGUCUAGCCAAAAAUUUCAAUUAUUCUGCAACACCAAGCGAUGAACUGGAUGCUGUGGGCGGUAGAGUUGAAUUCGACGCGUACGACUCCAUAGCCAGUAGCGACCGCAGUGACGGAAUUAGUGCGGGUACUGGCAGCAAUAUACAAACGCCAUUAGAAAUAGAACUACAAAAAGCUGAAAAUUCAAAGCACUUAAGGCAUCGCAAUCGCAUGGUGCGCGCUGUAACUGCCAAAAAGGAGCGAGUGUGGGAUUACGGUGUCAUACCGUAUGAAAUCGACGGCAACUUCAGUGGUCUGCACAAGGCGCUUUUCAAGCAGGCAAUGCGUCAUUGGGAAAACUCUACUUGCAUCAAAUUUAUUGAACGUGAUCCCGAAAUACAUCCAAAUUUCAUUGUAUUCACAGUACGUAGUUGUGGGUGCUGUUCAUUUGUUGGCAAACGCGGCAAUGGAGCGCAAGCCAUAUCAAUCGGUCGCAAUUGCGACAAAUUCGGCAUUGUAGUGCACGAACUGGGUCAUGUCGUUGGCUUUUGGCAUGAGCACACCCGUCCCGAUCGCGAAAAGCACGUCGUCAUCGAGCACAACAACAUCAUGAAGGGUCAAGACUACAAUUUCAACAAAUUGACACCGGAGGAGGUCGACUCACUGGGGCUGCCCUAUGACUAUGACUCCAUUAUGCACUAUGCGCGCAACACAUUCUCCAAAGGCACCUACCUCGACACCAUUCUACCCAUUGAAGUGAAAGGCAAAAAGCGUCCUGAAAUUGGUCAACGUUUACGCUUGAGUGCCGGUGAUGUUGCACAAGCGAAUUUACUCUACAAGUGCCCCAAGUGCGGUCGUACAUUUCAAGAGAAUACCGGCAUAUUUGCCAGUCCGUCAUACUAUACGGCUGGUGCAUUGACCAACGAGACGGAGCAGUGUGAAUGGCGCAUUACAGCUACACAUGGCGAGCGCGUUGUGUUGAAACUGGAAAAUCUGAAUAUUUUCAAGUCGAACAACUGUCAAACGGAUUACUUGGAGGUGCGAGAUGGUUAUUAUUAUAAAUCACCUCUGAUUAAGCGUUUCUGCGGUAAAGUAAAUGGAGAAAUUUUGAAAACAGAAUCGAGUCGUAUGCUUUUGACGUAUGUCAAUACACAUCGCAUGGAAGGCUAUCGGGGUUUCAAGGCAGAAUUUGAUGUCAUCUGUGGCGGUGAGAUGUCUGUCGACGAUUCCGAGGGUCGUUUAGAAUCGCCCAACUAUCCACUGGAUUACCUGCCAAGCAAAGAGUGCGUGUGGAAAAUCACUGUGCCAAGAGGCUACCAAGUGGCGCUUAAGUUCCAAUCGUUCGAAGUGGAGAAUCACGACAGCUGUGUGUAUGAUUACGUCGAGGUGCGAGACGGUGCCACGGAGGAUGCGCAAUUGAUUGGCGUAUUUUGCGGCUACAAACCACCACCGAACAUGAAGUCAAGUGGCAAUGCUAUGUACGUGAAAUUCUUGUCGGACUCAUCCGUACAGAAGGCCGGCUUCUCAGCCAUUUUCAUGAAGGAGGUAGACGAGUGCGAGACACAGAAUCAUGGCUGCGAGCAUGACUGCAUAAAUACGUUGGGUGGUUACGAGUGUAGCUGUCAUAUUGGCUAUGAAUUGCAUAGCGACAAAAAGCAUUGUGAAGAUGCUUGCGGUGGCGUCAUUGAAUACCCCAAUGGUACCAUAAGUUCGCCAUCGUUCCCGGAUGCCUAUCCCGUGCUAAAGGAAUGUAUUUGGGAAAUUAUUGCUCCGCCAAAACACAAGAUAUCGCUCAACUUCACGCAUUUCGAUCUCGAGGGCAAUACACAACAACAAACGGAUUGCGGCUACGACUCGGUCACUAUUUACUCAAAAUUAAGCGAGAAUCGCCUAAAGCGCAUUGGUACAUAUUGCGGCACAGCCAUACCACCCACAGCCACCUCGGAGGGCAAUGCGCUGCGCGUUGAAUUCCAUUCUGAUAAGACUAUACAAGGCACUGGCUUCGCUGCAGUAUUCUUCACGGAUAUUGAUGAGUGUUCCACGAACAAUGGUGGCUGCCAGCAUGAGUGUCGUAACACAAUCGGCUCCUACAUGUGUUUCUGUCACAAUGGCUAUUCGCUACAUGAGAAUGGACACGAUUGCAAAGAAGGCGAAUGUAAACAUGAAAUAUCGGCACCUUUUGGCACCAUCUACAGUCCAAACUUCCCGGAUCUCUAUCCACCGAAUGCUGAUUGCGUAUGGCACUUUUCAACCACACCGGGUCAUCGCAUCAAGCUGAUAUUCAAUGAAUUCAACGUGGAGUCUCAUCAGGAAUGCGCUUAUGACAAUGUAGCUGUAUACGAUGGGGAAUCCGAAAGUAGUUCACUUCUGGGUCACUUUUGCGGCGACAAAAUACCAUAUCCGAUUUCAUCAACAACCAAUCAGCUGUAUAUGGUAUUCAAAACGGACAAAAAUAAGCAGAUGACUGGAUUCACGGCUAUACACUCAACAUCGUGCGGCGGUUAUUUGCGUGCCACAAAUCAAAUACAGCAAUUCUAUUCGCAUGCGCUCUUCGGCAACCGCAACUACAAUGAGAAUAUGGACUGUGAAUGGACGAUUCAAGCGCCGGCAAGCAGCAAUGUGCAGCUACUCUUCCUAACUUUCGACAUUGAGGCCAGCGAAAAUUGCACAUAUGACUAUGUGCAGGUGUACUCGGGCAUGGAGGACACUAGUGGUCCUAUGUAUGGGCAAUAUUGUGGCAAUACGCUCCCUCAAGACAUUAUUUCACUGACCGACUCCCUGCUGGUGAGAUUUAAAACUGAUGACACUGUCACCAUGAAAGGUUUCUCUGCUUCCUACGUAGCCGUUGAUCCGUUCGAGAAUAGCGAUGAGGAUUUCAAUUCGUAUAGCGCAGAACGCGCCACACCCUUCCCCGGUUCAUUGAAGAGCAUCUACGAGGAUUCAGAUGAAUACAGUGACUUCAGCGAAAAUCAAUUGAUUGUGCGACCAAGGGGUCGAUACUACAAUGGUUUCUAAAACGCGGCCUACCGUGGGUGGCAUCCACCCAUAUUCUACGUAACUCCUUGAAAUUGGCCGAGACGCAUGAGGGGUGCUAGGAAGAGCAAGAAAAAGGUGGGCAUGAUGAAAAUAAAACGUAAGAAAGUAAAAUUCUGGAAGCGUGAAUGAAGGAAAAUAUUGACAAUAGCGAAAAUUACUCGUAUCACAUAGAAUUUAGACUUUUCAUCUUCUAAGGCAUAUCAAACGUAAACGUACACACUUACAUACUACACACAUCAUCAUGUCAAAAAGAGUGGGCAAAUACCAAACAAAAUUAUAUACAUACAAAUAAACUUUCUUAGAUUUAUUGAGACGAAGAGAAAUACAACAUACAUACUCGUAUUUAAGUGUGCAAUUUACUUAAAAAAUUCAAACGAAAAAUGUAGAAUUUAUGAAACAAUAAGAGAUGAUAUGCAAGAGCAAACCAUAUCGAUCUUCUUGAGAAAUGUUGAAAAAUCGAGAUUAUGAGGACAAAAGUAGUUACUUACAUACAUAUCUCCAUACACGAAUAUGUAUGUUGCAACUUCUUGCAUUUUAAUUUAACUUUAAACACAAUAAUUAAAACAAUAAUUUUAAGUGAAAUUAUUUAGAAAAAAGAACCAAAACAUAUGUAUGUAUGUAUUUAUCAAAGAUAUAUAUUUUAGAAAUGUAAAAUGUAUGUACAAUUAGUCAACAACUUUUCGAAAAAAGUCAAACUCAUAUACCGAAAACUUAGGCUUAGUAAAAAAGGAACAUUUAUUUAAAUAUGUAGUGAUAAAAAUAUUGAAAGAAUUGCAUUUAUGAAUAAAACAUAAUCGAUCGCAAAGCAUUCGGACCUUUCCCCUGUUCUUUGUAGACUUCUUUCAAAAUUCAUAAAAUAUCGUAAACCUAAUCAUAUCUACUUUAUAGCGUUGUUUAUAAAUUAUAUUCAUACACAUAUACAUAUGUAUGUACAUAUUUACACACAAAAUUCAACUUAUAAAAAACAAACACCUGUCCGGAAAACCUACAUACAUAUUUGGGUUUCGCAAUACAUUUGAACCAAAAAUGUUGCAAAACAAAUUAUCAAAACUUUACAAAAUAAAUAUAUAGAAACU
Molecule: messenger RNA, 7206 nt
Organism: Rhagoletis zephyria (snowberry fruit fly)
Lineage: Eukaryota; Metazoa; Arthropoda; Insecta; Diptera; Tephritidae
Gene: tok
Product: tolloid-like protein 1 tolkin
Biological process (GO): proteolysis
Molecular function (GO): zinc ion binding; metalloendopeptidase activity; calcium ion binding
Source: RefSeq, a predicted model, not a curated record